Messenger RNA from Sinocyclocheilus anshuiensis, 4145 nucleotides. RefSeq names its product metal transporter CNNM1-like. NCBI's taxonomy places the organism in Eukaryota, Metazoa, Chordata, Actinopteri, Cypriniformes, Cyprinidae. Gene Ontology annotation, cellular component: plasma membrane. The transcript has 10 exons. Gene Ontology annotation, molecular function: transmembrane transporter activity. The record is from RefSeq and is a predicted model, not a curated record. Gene Ontology annotation, biological process: transport; magnesium ion homeostasis. Bases 268 to 2883 code for a protein of 871 amino acids.
AUGUCCACCGACUUCUUGGGUUUACAGUGGUAAAAUAAACAGAAAUCGUCUCACAUCAUCUCUGGCUGGGUGUUUUGGCCCGUUCAUCUGCUGGACUGUAGCCUACAUAUUUCCUGUUUGCUCCUAUCGCAGCCCUGCAAAACAUCAUGACGUCACUGCGGUGUCAUUUUUAUUUAUACGAGACUCCAGCUGUUACAUUGACUCGGCAAACAGAGUCGAUGUGUUUGUCCGUGGGUGUGUGUCAUCGCCACGUGAUCCAGCUCGCCAAUGUCCUUCUACAACCCACUCAGCAUCAUGGCUGCGGAUGCUCUCCUCCCGCACCGCAUCCCCGGACCAUGCCUCCUGCCCCUGCUCCUCCUGAUCGCCUCCGCUCUCCCCACACCGAGCCACGGGCUGCUGGGCUUCCGACCGGAGGACACGGGAGGAGAUCUGUCCGUGCAGAACGGGCUGUUGAAGGCCACCGAAGGGACAAGGUUCAUGUUACGCGUGUACUAUGCAGCAUCCCCGCAGAGGCUCAACCGGACCGUCAGCAGCGCUGGCGGCACAGCCGCGCCGUGGAUCGCUUUCAUAGAAGAACCGGAGCCAGGCAGAGAGGGGCAGGUGCAUCCCAAACACAACUUGUGCGUGGAGGAGAGCGCCAGGAGCUCGGAUAUAGAGCUCCUCGGAUCUUUCAAGUCUGCCUCCAGCCAGAACUCCAUCCUGGUGGAGCUGCUCGCCAAAGACCUGCGGAGAGGAGAGAACAUCAAGUAUUACUCCAUGUGCGCCUUUGACGGGAUUAAAUGGGAGCACUACCGGACGCGCGACUUCUGGCUGGCGGUGGUGGAGCGGCCACCGCAUGCGGACGGGUGGCUACAAGCGGGUCUUUCGGUGCUGCUUCUGGCGUUUUCCGCGCUCUUCAGCGGGCUGGUGAUCAGCAUGCUCGCGCUGGACCCCGUGGAGCUCAAAGUGCUGCAGAACAGCGGCACGCACAAGGAGCAAAAGUACGCGCACAAGAUCGAGUCUGUGCGCAAACACGGCAACUACGUCCUGUGCACCUUGGUGCUGUGCAACGUGCUCACCAACACUUUCCUGGUGGUCUGGAUGUGCCAGAUCCUCGGAGUGACGCCCGUCUCUACUGCGGCGUGCACUUUUCUCAUCUUCUUCAUCGGAGAGAUCCUGCCGCACUCCGUUGCGUCCAGGCACGGGCUGGCUAUCGCGUCCAAGACCGUGUGGCUGACCAAGAUGCUGAUGCUGCUGACUUUCCCCAUCACAUAUCCCAUCAGCAAACUCCUAGACAAUAUGCUGCACCAGGAAAUCAGCAACUUCUACACCCGUGAAAAGUUACUGGCUAUGCUGAGAGUUUCCGACCCGUAUCAUGACCUGGUGAAAGAAGAGUUGAACAUCAUCCAGGGAGCUCUGGAACUCAGGAGCAAAACGGUGGAAGAUGUGCUGACCCCUCUCAAUGAUUGCUUCAUGCUGGCCUCGGAUGCCAUCCUUGACUUCUACACCAUGUCAGACGUGAUGCAGAGCGGAUACACUCGCAUUCCUGUGUUUGAGAACGAACGGUCUAAUAUUGUUGAUAUACUGUUCGUCAAAGAUCUGGCCUUUGUUGAUCCAGAUGACAGCACCCCGUUAAAAACCAUCACUCAGUUCUACAAGCACCCGCUGCACUGUGUCUUUACCGACACCAAACUGGAUGCAAUGCUGGAGCAAUUCAAGAAAGGGAAAUCUCAUUUGGCUAUCGUACAGAGGGUCAAUAACGAAGGAGAAGGAGAUCCUUUUAAUGCUAAUCAACAUGCUUUUAGUCCCACUGAUAACCGUACGAAGAGGAGAGUGUCUCACCAUGAGAGGAAACAGCAAGAUUUCUCCAUAUUUAAACUGUCAGAGAGUGAAAUGAAGGUCAAAGUUUCACCACAGCUUCUGCUCGCAACACAUCGCUUUCUAGCAACAGAAGUAGAACCCUUUAAGUCGACGCAUCUGUCAGAGAAGAUCCUCCUGCGGUUGAUAAAGCACCCAAGCGUGGUGCAGGAACUCAAGUUUGAUGAGAAAAACAAGCGAUCACCAAAGCACUACCUCUUCCAGCGCAACAAGCCUGUGGAUUAUUUCGUCCUCAUAUUGCAGGGUCGAGUGGAGGUAGAGAUCGGUAAAGAGGGACUAAAGUUUGAAAAUGGGCCAUUUACAUACUACGGCUUACCUGCUAUCAUGACCAUCCUACCCACAGUCCACAGAUCACCGUCCCGGAGCAGCGGUCUCAAUCAUUCGGAUACUACAAUCCACAGAGGCAGUCUGGGUCAACUGAGCAUAAGCGGAGGACCGUAUCUACCAGACUACUCAGUUCACCAGCUCACAGACCUACAGAUCAUUAAGAUCACUCGUAACCAUUAUCAGAACGCCCUGACAGCUACACGCAUGGACAGCUCUCCGCAAACACCCGACGCAGAGAGUCAAGCGCCCGGGGAGAGAAUGACAAUCCCUGAGACACGUUCCAACAGCAUCGCCCUUCCUCUGACAGAACCACGGCCCUGUCUGACCCGAUUCCACCAGCACAGCCACCUCUACAGACAGCCAGACAGCACCAGCACCCUUAAUGAGAGGAACCGCAUCGUCCGAAGUAAGUCAGAUGGACAGAAGAGCCCCAGUGACUCUGUGUUCCUGCGUAUGGAUGACACCCCAUAUAUAAGAGACAAUCGUGUGGAGAGAAAAGAAGGCACUGAUGCGACGGCCGUACCCAUGGAGACGGGCCUGUCUACAUCCCAGCUCAUCAGCUCUCACUCUCUGGGUGGCUCGGAUGAGAACCUGGGGAAAAAACUGCUCCGGAAACUCAGCAACAAAAAAAGAAAGAAGUCUUGUGAUGGAGAUAAACCUUUGGAAGACAAUCCUGAACAAUCACAGGUGAAGACCUAGCAUUCAUUGUACGGGUUUGCUUCUCUUUUGCUCUCUCACCUGCUUCUCCCACAAAUGUGAAAUCUUCUGCAGCCUUCCUCUGGAUCCUGAGUGAGAGAAAGCACAACCCAGUGUACAAUGACCACCACAACAGAUGUAGCAUCAGAAAACCUUGCCUUCAGGAAUAUACUGUUACAACAAACCUGAAAUAUACAACAUACAGCAAGACACAUGUUUUUUUUUUUCAUUGAUGAGAUGCUACAUAACCGUUGAUAUACUACAGUUUUGAUGGCGGUUUAUGAUGAUGUCAUCUCCAGUCACUCUGGUAAUGACAUUGUGACCUCUGACCCCGGGCAAAGCCAGCAAGCACAAGCCUGGAGACCUGAAGCCAACCGUUUGACCAAUGAGAGGGCAGAACCUUUAGUAUGUCACAAAAUGUGGUCAUCUUUCAGUAGAAACAAAGUGUUUAUUGUGUGAUUUUCUAUCAUAUUAAGUGAGAGGUAUUUGUCAGGCUGUGCCUGGAACUUAAUCAAGAUAUCAGAGCACUUUGAGACAGAUCAGACCCAUUUAUUUCAUAUUCUGUUGAAUAGCUGAGAUGUAGACAGAGAAAAAAUACCUAUAUUAGGUAAGUGCUGUCAGAAUCAUUUUUUUUCUUCUUCUAUUUUCUGUGUUCAAAGUAUAAAUAUUUUUUGUUGAUUUCUUAUCAUUUUGCUUUAAUUUUUGCAUUUCCGUUCAGCUGAGCGCACAGGGUACAAAGAGAUAUGGCUUUUUUUCUUUUUAGCUAUUUUAGGCCAUAUUCAAUAUUUUUAAAAAAAUAGUCAGAGAUGCCAGUGCUAAUGGUCCAAGAACAUGUAUUUGACAAUAGAUUUAUUUGUUUAAAAAUAAUAACAUUUAUUAUAUCGGCAUGCUUUUCUCAAACAGCAGUGUUAUUAUUGUUAUUAUUAGAACAGCAUUGUGUUUACUGUAUGAAAUAUAGAUAUUUAGGAUAUGCGCAAGCCAUAACUUGAACAAACUUGAAGCAUUGAUACUAAAAUGUCACCUCAGAGAUAUAUAUAUAUAUAUAAAAAUCAUAAGCAAUAUCCAAAACAUGCAAGAAGCCUAUAGUAUUUUGUUUUGAGCCCUUUUGAAAACGAUAGAAUACUUAGUCAUUUACUGCAACACGCUGAAAAUCUCACCCACGUUUCCUUUCAUAAGCAUGCUGCUAUGUGAAUUUCAUCUUCAAGCUUCAUGCUUCCUGUAAAUUAGAGCCUUUUUAAAAUGGCAUUCAUACUACCAUUCAAAAG